AUGAGGACUCUGAGCGUUUGCUUGUUCAUUGGGAUGAACAGUGAUAUGAGGGAAUUAUUAGCAGAGUAAGUCGAUGAUAUCUAUUUACACAACCCCAACGUGCGCUGGGACGACAUUAUAGGCCUGGAGGAUGCCAAGCGAUUAGUCAAAGAAGCUGUCAUCUACCCCAUUAAGUAUCCACAUCUGUUCACUGGAAUUCUGUCACCAUGGAAGGGUUUACUCCUGUAUGGACCACCAGGCACAGGAAAGACGAUGCUGGCCAAAGCUGUAGCCACAGAGUGCAACACAACGUUCUUCAACAUCUCCACAUCCAGUAUUGUGAGCAAGUGGAGGGGAGACUCUGAGAAGCUGGUUCGGGUUUUGUUUGAGCUGGCAAGAUAUCACGGCCCAUCCACCAUUUUCUUGGAUGAGCUGGAAUCAGUGAUGAGCCAGCGAGGGGUUGGCCAAGGAGGUGAUCAUGAGGGCAGUAGAAGGAUGAAGACAGAGUUACUUGUUCAGAUGGAUGGACUGGCACGAUCAAACGAUCUUGUGUUUGUGCUUGCUGCCUCAAACUUACCUUGGGAGUUGGACCAUGCCAUGCUGAUGGAGAAACGGAUACUGGUGGGUCUCCCAUCUGCCCCUGCCAGACAAGCCAUGAUCAGUCAUUGGCUGCCUCCAGUUAGUAACACAGGUGGGGUGGAGCUGCGGACGGAGCUGAACUAUGACUCGCUGGCACAGGUGAGAGAAACCAUGUGACUGAGGUAC
This is a messenger RNA of Sinocyclocheilus grahami, 744 nucleotides long. RefSeq names its product katanin p60 ATPase-containing subunit A-like 2. The record is from RefSeq and is a predicted model, not a curated record. Gene Ontology annotation, molecular function: ATP hydrolysis activity; ATP binding. The transcript is spliced from 8 exons. Lineage: Eukaryota; Metazoa; Chordata; Actinopteri; Cypriniformes; Cyprinidae.